Molecule: messenger RNA, 1497 nt
Organism: Neurospora tetrasperma FGSC 2508
Lineage: Eukaryota; Fungi; Ascomycota; Sordariomycetes; Sordariales; Sordariaceae
Exons: 4
Coding region: 1-1497 (498 amino acids)
Source: RefSeq, a predicted model, not a curated record
AUGAACCCACCUAAACAGACCCAUGGUUACCCUUCACGGUUUUGGACACGCAUGUCAUCUUGCUUCAGGCGUCGCAGGUGCACAAUGGACUUGGAGACCUCCUUCACACCCGAGUGGACAAUGAUGCACAGCUUUCUGGCCGUCAUGGGCGGCUUCGUUGUCGAAAUGAAGAAUCAGCCCGGAAGCAAGGACAAGGCGGAGAUACAAUCCUUCCUCCCUGGGAAGUCGAACGGGACACGCCGAACACGGCUUACGUUGGCUCCGGAAGCCCUGUCCUUCUUUAAGGAGAAAAAACUAUACUCCCUGAUUCCCAGGCCAUCACUCGAACACAUACAGAACAAGAGCAAAGCAGACACCCUAGCCAAGGCACUGGUUUGCUUACAAAUAUUAUGGUUCUGUGCCCAAUGCUUCACGAGGUUCGCCCAGGGUCUAGCAGUAAGUUUACUAGAACUCAACACCUUUGGCCAGGCAAUGUGUACCUUGAUCAUCUACAGCUUGUUGUGGAGCAAGCCGUUGAGCAUUGACGAGCCGGAAAAAAUGACAUUCGACCCCCAAGGUAUAACUGUGGAGACAAAGCUUCUUGCAAAGCCUCUUUUCCUGAAGGUGGACAAAUCCGAAGAUCUUUUGCACCUUGUCCAACUGACACCUGCUGGGGCCAACGAGAAAGCUGCUUGCGAUAUGAAGCAGGGUAACGACUGGGAUAGUAUCGAGUUACGUGGCGCUGGAUUCUUUGACAGGCCUAUAGACGAUUCAAGCCCAGCGAGGCGGUUGGCGGAGAUCAAUCGGUUAGUUCCUUAUGUGCGAGUCCUCCAUUCUGACGUCCGGCGGUGGCAACUCUCCCUUCUCUAUGAUGAUUUCGACACUGUCCCUUCCAACCUUCUGAAGGAUCGCAUUGGAAACUUUCCUCGGUUUGGAGAAACCGGCACACACUUCGAAUUUUGCUUGGGAUUCAGCAUUUUUGGAUUUAUCUACGGUGGUCUCCAUUGCGUUGCCUGGAAUGCACCUUUCUUCACCGAGAUUGAAAAGACGCUGUGGAGGGUGUCGAGCCUAUCCAUGACAGCCACCAUCAUCCCGGCCUUCCUCGUCGCCUCGUGGAGCUUGUUUCCGCCGUUCUGGCAAGAUCCGUUUGGGAGGAUCACCGAGAUACACAUCUUCCUCCAAAACAUCCAAGCGAAGGUCAAGCCCGAGGACUGGAUCUCCCUGCUAAUAUCAUGGGUCAUGUGUAAUAUACGCAAGAUUAUUCGACUGUUUCCACAACCCUGGGAAGGCUUUGACGAAGAUAUGAUCAAGAGAUGGGAACAUGUCGCAUACAUGAUGCUUUCAAUUCUUUUUUUCGUUUACAAGGUCAUCUUUGACACCAUUGUCAUGUUGCUUCUGGUCAUUUACACCUUGGCACGGCUUUACUUGGUGGUGGUUUGCUUCAUCAACCUUGCUCAUCUCCCGGACUCUGCAUACCUGGUACCUAACUGGUCUCGGUAUGUACCUCAUAUCGGCUAA